AUGACUCAUGAUUCAGACGUCAUGCCAUCCGUGCCGGCUAGUGACGAAUACUACGAUCUCGGCUCGUUCGGUCGGAAGAUCACCACCUCCAGCCCCGACACUCAGACCUGGUUCAAUCGGGGCCUCAGUUGGGUUUACGCCUUCAAUCAUGUGGAGGGUGCCUACUGCUUUGAACAAGCCAUCGCCAACGAUCCGUCGUGCGCCAUAGCUUACUGGGGGCUGGCGUACGCAGUUGGUCCCAACUACAACAAGCCAUGGGACCGUUUUGAUAGGGAAGAUUUGAAGAACUGCAUGAAACGGGCAUAUGAGGCGUCGCGCAAGGCCAAAGAACAUGCAAAUAAUGCGAAUCCAAUUGAGCAAGGGUUGAUCGAAGCCAUCCAAUCCCGAUUCCAGAGCGCCUCGCCCCCAAUACUGCGGAGCACCUUUGGCGAUGAUCUGGAUGUUGCCGCUCUCUACGCGGACGCGUUGAUGAAUCAGACUCCUUGGGCGCUCUGGGAUCUGUUUACUGGCGAACCCAAUCCCAAAGCAGCCACAAUGGAGGUCAAGAUGGUACUGGAACGCGCUCUGACUCAAAAAGGGUCUGAUAAGCAUCCAGGGCUGCUGCACCUCUACAUCCACUAUAUUGAAAUGUCGCCGAAUCCUGAGUUAGGUAUCAAUGUCGCCGACCAGCUGCGUGACUUGAUGCCUGAUGCAGGCCACAUCCACCACAUGCCAACUCAUCUCGACAUUCUGAUCGGGGAUUGGCGGCGCUCGAUUGCGUCCAAUUACAAGGCUACUCUAGCCGAUGACAAGUAUGUGCGCCGCGCAGGUCCAUACAACUUCUACACGUUCUAUCGACUUCACGACUACCAUUCCCUCAUCUACGCCGCUAUGCUUUCCGGCAAACUGAAUACGGCCCUGGAUGCAGUCGAUCGAAUGGAGGCUUCAGUCCCUGAAGAUGUGCUACAAAUCGAGUCCCCGCCCAUGGCUGAUUGGUUAGAGAACUUCAUGUCCAUUCGCUUACAUGUCAUGGUGCGCUUUGGAAUGUGGGAGGCGCUGAAACAAAUGGAAUUACCAAAAGACUCCGAACUAUACAGAGUCACGACGGCAACUACACAUUACGCCAAGGGAGUUGCCUAUGCGGCUACUGGGGAUGUAGAUGGAGCCCUAGAGCAGCGGGAGCUCUUUCAGCAGACUUGUGCACGUGUCCCAGAGACCCGCCGCGUCUAUAAUAGCAAGUGUACGCAGACCUUGGCCGUGGCCGCGGCCAUGCUGGAUGGAGAAAUCGAGUAUCGCCGUCAAAACUGCGACAAGGCCUUUGAGCAUCUGCGCGAAUCCAUCGAACUGGAUGACAAGCUCCCGUAUAGUGAACCAUGGUCGUGGAUGCAGCCCAGUCGACAUGCCUACGCGGCCCUUCUCCUGGAACAGGGCCAUAUCGAGGAAGCGGCCAAAGUAUACCGCGCUGACCUUGGACUCGAUGACACGCUGAUUCGGCCCCGCCGCCACCCGAACAACGUUUGGUCGCUCCAGGGGUAUCAUGAGUGCUUGACGCGGUUGGGAAGAAGGGAGGAAGCGGCUGUCAUCGAACCUGCCGUGAAGCUGGCGCUCGCUGUAGCAGACAUUCCCAUCAAAUCCUCGUGCUUUUGCCGAUUGGAUACGUCUCAAGCGCCGCGUGUCAUUAAGUCUUGUAGUUCCAAUGGGAAUUGCCACUAA
Molecule: messenger RNA, 1692 nt
Organism: Aspergillus novofumigatus IBT 16806
Lineage: Eukaryota; Fungi; Ascomycota; Eurotiomycetes; Eurotiales; Aspergillaceae
Product: tetratricopeptide repeat protein
Exons: 2
Coding region: 1-1692 (563 amino acids)
Cellular component (GO): intracellular anatomical structure
Molecular function (GO): protein binding
Source: RefSeq, a predicted model, not a curated record